UGAGUACGUUGUGGAACAAAAAAGCUCAAUUCUUCUUUACUCAUCAAGAUUUUACAAAUUAUCUCUCAACACUGAAGUUAUUUUAGUGCACAAACUUUAUAAACGUCUUGAUUGGACUAAAACUUUACAAGCAUUGCCCGGAAGUUAUGGAAAAAACUGGGACAUUUGUAGAGAGUUAGAAGUGGAAACGACAAAGCCGUACCAACAUCAACGAUCAACGUGUGUUUGCAAACACAAAUCACCAGAAGAAACUAUGGAUGCUAGGAAGAACUUUUUUCCUCUCAAGGACAAUGAAUCUGUCAUGAACUUUUUUAAAGAAGAGCUCAAAAAGGACCAACCCAAUCUUGCUCAGUUAUCUCUGAUUUUGGGGUUCUUUGAAGAAGCAAAUACCUGCAAAGCAGGCAUCAGUGACCCUGCUACCUCGAGCUGUCCGAAUUUAGAUGAGGAAACAUAUGAUGCCCUCUAUUGCAAAUUCAUGGCGCUUCUUCAACGAGAUUUCUCUUUUAACGCGGAAAAUAAACCUGCAACUAGGGAAUUUGUGAAAAGUGUGGCUGAUUUGGUGUGGGGUUGUCUGGCCAAGUCGUACUUCAAAGACAGACCCCACAUUCAAAACCUGUACAGCUUUCUAACUGGGAACCGUCUAGACUGCUUUGGAGUAGCUUUAACUGUUGUUGCAAUGUGCCAAGCACUUGGUUAUAAUGAUGUACAUCUUUGCCUAUCAGAAGACCAUGCCUGGGUUUGUUUUGGAUUCAAUGGAUCAGAAACUGCUGAGGUAACAUGGCAUGGAAAAGGCAAUGAAGACAAAAGAGGCAGGCCUGUUGAAUUUGAAGGUGAAACUGCUAAAAGCUGGUUAUACUUGAGUGGUUUUGCUGUCCGUUGCACACGACACAUGGAGGUAGCGUCAAUAGUGUCAUCUAUUAAUGUUGGCAUUAGCCAUAACAAGGACAGUGUUGAACUAGCAAAUCUACAAAAGGAGCUUUUGUGGAUUUUAUAUGAUACAGGGCAUCUCAAAAGAUAUCCUAUGGCUCUAGGCAAUCUUGCUGACCAAGAAGAAAUAUCACCAACACCUGGAAGACCUCCYUGCAAACARAUCUUYGAGGAAGCUAUUGCAGUAGCAAAAGAAGUGUAUAACAAUCAACACAUCUACCCAUAUACCUACCUUGGUGGUUACUAUAAUCGCAAGAAACAAUACAUCGAUGCAAUUAAGUAYUGGGUUGAGGCUGCUCAUGUUGCUGGAAAGUACAAUUAUUCUAAAGAAGAUGAAGAAAUGUACAAAGAAUUUUAUGAGAUUGCCAAUGACUUCAUUCCCAACAUUCUGAAAGUUGGAGCCACUGAAUCAGAUGCUGUUCCAUUUACAAAAGAUCCUGAGUUUUUCUCCUACAUGCUUCAGUUUUAUGAUGGAAUCUGUCUCUGGGAGGAAGACAGUCUCACCCCUGUUCUCCAUGCUGAUUGGGCCAAGAAGCUUGUGCAGUCUCUCAAUAAAUUUACCUCUGAGUGUCGAUCAACGUUCUCACCAGAUAAAGAAGGUGAAAAGAGUAAUGAUGCAGUUCCAAGUGAUGAGAAAGAGAAGCCUAACAAACCAGAAGUCUCUCUUGUGCUAAACAGUGCCAAAAUGAAAGACUUACGCAAAUUAAUAACGACAGGUGGCAAGCUUAAUACAAGCGCCAUUAAACURCAGCUCACAGCCCAGUCUCAAGUUAGUGUUCCAAAAAGCCGUCGCAGGUCAUCRUUAAAAGCUGAUGUCUAUCUAUAUGAUUAUGACGACCAAAUAAAGGAAGAAGGUGGUGGAGCUGAGGAUGAUGAUCUUUUUUAUGUCCGAAAAAGACGCAAGAAGGAUGAUGAUAGAAAUUGGAGUGCAGCUUUAUCUUAGUGUGGGUUGAGCUAGUACAGUUUUUAGUCUAUUUUUGUAAUCUAAUAUGUAACUUAAAACCAAAACAACCUCUUUCUACUUAAAUACUAAGAUAAUUAUUACUUUAUUUACAUUUAGUUAUCAUUUAACUCUCAUAAGCAGCCAUUUGAUAUUGCAUCAAAGCUAUUUUCAUUUUGACAUAACUUAAAAAGAGAAUUAAGUUGGCUUGCAACAGAAUAGUGUAUUUUUUUUUGAAAACUUGCAGUAAUUAUCUUUAAAUCAAAGUUUCUUGGCAAGGGUAAUGUCUACAGUUUCCAAAGGUGUUGUUGUGGCUGUUUUUUUUUUAAUUACCUUUUUGGGGGUCUAUUAUUGUGCUAAGAUUUUAUCUAGUAAAUAAACAAUUAUACAUUUAUGGUAGAUGUGAUUUGAAAUUACAUUUUACAUUUUAAUAUAGUUUAGGAGUGGUCAUAACUUCAAGAAAGUAAGCAAACAAUGAGUGAAAGUUAAAUAUGUGGUAUUAGUGGUUUCCAAUAUUACUUCAUUUACUGCUCAAAAGAUACUUCAUUGAAUUUUCAAAAUUACACAAACUCAGUCAAAUAAACAACAGCAACAAACAAAAUAAUAAUCUGAUUGAAGUCAGAAAAUAUCUUUGCUCAUUCCUUAAUUCGCAGUUAUUUAUAAUUAAGAAACUUUAAUUUUCAUUGAUGAAAAGGAUAGAAUUAACAAAGGUGUUUGUUGGUCUGGAUAAAAGUUAAUUUGAGUAUAAGCUGAUGUUGUUCUGUGGUCAUGCUGUAUAUCAUACUGCACUGUAUGUAGAGACGUGAUCUUAUCUCAUUGUUUUACUAUGGCAUCCAUGCCAUGCAAGGUUGUCCAACCAUGCUGUGCGUUGCCAAUCUGAUCUGUUGCAAGUCAUACAAAAUCUGUGCCAGUUGCUUGCAAAACAUUAUUGGGAUCAUCUCUAUUCAGUGUCUUUGACCAUUAUCAAUUUGCAUUCAAUAUGAGUUUGGGUCAGUCUCAAAUAUUGUACAAACAGGUCUGCAUAAUUUUAUUGUAUCGCCAUCAUACAUUUAUGUAAUUGUAGGUCAUUAGAGUGCUUUUAGUUUAACUGUUGAAUAGGUGACAUCAGCUAAAUUAGACAAAUUGUUAACUUUUUUAGGUAAUAUAAAUAUAUCUGAACCUUGCUUUGAAUUUCAGGGGGUUCUUCACUAUACCAAGCUCACUGAGAUUGUCUAAAAUUAAGUUUCCUGUCUCUAAAAGUCUAUGUUUUGCUCCAUGUCAUGGUUAAUUCCUCAAAUAUGACAGGUUAGAAGUUUUUUUUGUGCUAAAGGCAAAGCAUUACAAUAUUGCAAUCAAUAAAAGACGUUGGACAUCGACUGCAGUUUUUUGUCUACCCUGAACAACAGGACAGUUUGGCAGGCUUUUAUUAUUUAAGUGAUGUCACAUAGAUAAAUAACUAAAUUUUAAAAGCUUUUCCUAUUCAAGGGGGAGAUUAAAACCACUCUACUAUCAAGGCAUAUAUCAAUAAAAUAAGUAUCAGCAAUGAACUUCUUCAAUGAGGUGAUUUCCAUUGCGUGUUUUCUUUGUAAUCUUCAAUAGCAAAUUAUUCAUAAUAAAUGCUAUUUUUACGAUAUAA
Messenger RNA from Exaiptasia diaphana, 3482 nucleotides. RefSeq names its product menin. The transcript has 5 exons. Gene Ontology annotation, molecular function: transcription cis-regulatory region binding; chromatin binding; Y-form DNA binding. NCBI's taxonomy places the organism in Eukaryota, Metazoa, Cnidaria, Anthozoa, Actiniaria, Aiptasiidae. Gene Ontology annotation, biological process: negative regulation of cell cycle; negative regulation of cell population proliferation; regulation of transcription by RNA polymerase II. The record is from RefSeq and is a predicted model, not a curated record. Gene Ontology annotation, cellular component: chromatin; histone methyltransferase complex; nucleus. The coding region runs from base 254 to 1870 and encodes 538 amino acids.